Molecule: messenger RNA, 2805 nt
Organism: Alternaria conjuncta
Lineage: Eukaryota; Fungi; Ascomycota; Dothideomycetes; Pleosporales; Pleosporaceae
Exons: 5
Coding region: 1-2805 (934 amino acids)
Source: RefSeq, a predicted model, not a curated record
AUGGCUUGCAACAGUUGGGAGAAGCUGUGUAAGGCUCAGCGCGACUACCCAAAAGCGAAGUUCGCAGAUUCGUUCGUAUCAAAAUCGCUCAAGAAGACGCCCAAGAACCCAUUUCUCUUGGCAUGGAAAGCUCGGUUAUGUCUUGCAUUGAACAAUGUGGACACCGAUGUAGCAAAUUUGGUACAACAGGCCUGGGAGCAGCCAGGGGUGAACGACAUUCGGCUGCUGUCCUACUUAUAUAAGAUCUUAGCCGACGCUACGCGAAAAGAUCAGGACAAUAACCUAAACAUCAGCGGAGUGGGCGACGGGAACCUCAAAGUUUGGCAACGUGCUGCGAAAGCCUUGGGACGCAAGGAAGACCGUCAAGAUCUCUGGUCUGCUCUAGCGAAUGUGGCAUUGGCAGAGGAAUGCUGGGAAGACUUCCGCCUGGCUGUCUUUCACUACAGUAAAGAAACCAAGGAGGGCGCUGGAUCAACACCUGCAAAAAAGCAUGCCCACUUCACGCAAACACUCGCUAUUCAACUCGCAGCCGAACAGCAGCGUGGGCUUCCUCAGGGCGAGAUGAAAAGCAGACUUCAAUUCGACCUGGCUCGUAGACUUUUGAAGCAAGCAUACGAGGCGGCUCCAGAUGACCCCAUCGCUUUCAAGGAUAUACGCGACUUGCGUUUUAUGGGCGAGAUCUUCGCGCGGCAAGCGAAGUGUAGCGAGCUGUUCGAACACUGGAACCAUCCGCCUGCAGCCCUCCAGGACCUUAUGACGAAACAUCGGGGUGACUUGUGGGGCAUGAAGAUUAGACUUGCACGGCAGAGCAAAGAAUGGUCUCUACUUGAAAGCCAGUGUCUUGCGUACAUUGAGCGCAUCAUAUCACAGCAGGAAAGGUAUGUUGAGUUGGCGGCGAAGUCCGCCGCAUACGCAACACGCUCCGCUGACGAUGCUGUUCGCCUGAUCUCCGAUAUCACAAGUCGUACUUUCAACCCGGAGGAGUUCCAAAGCCAAGACCGCCCCUUGAGACUUGCGUACAUGACACUUCGCCAGAAUGUCGCUCCAGGAACUCCAAUGCUGGCCGACUGUAAGACGUACUGGAAGAACCACGCGAACCUUAUCACAUGUUACGCAGAUAUUCGACCAUUCCUAGACGGCAUGACCUCAAAGGACCGAGGAGAGCUCUGGGAAUUUGCGGAAAAUCACUACGAAGACGCGAGAAAGUUGUUGGCACAGAAUCAGUACCCGGCUCAAGACUGGAUUGUUCAUUGCGGCAAUCGUCUCAAGAUGUGUUAUCUUUUCUGGAUAUCACUCUCGACGCCAUCUGCUCAAAGGUGGCAAGGGCUCAUGGAGGUACCUUUGAUCGCUGCAUUGCGAGCCCCUCAGUUACGGACACCCAGGUCGCCUGAAGGUUUUGUUGCAAUAUACACACUCCUCUGGAUUCACCAAGAAGCUAUGCGCAACGAAGAGCCCGAUCAUCCCUUCGAAAAUACGCCAAACUCACGAGUUCUCCUUCAAGCUGCAAUGUUAGCACGCCAUUUGGUGGCGAGCGAUAAAGAAAAGCAAAACAGACCGCUGGCACUACUUGCUGCACGGCUGCACCUAAACCUCGGUCUAGGAAAAUCCGCUUUCCAGCUGUACAGCCACACCAAAUGCAAGGAGAUGCUAGUGCAUACUUUGUCACCAUUUGUUCUGUCACGCAUCUCACUGACACAUCCAUUUGGUGCCAAAGGCUACCAAGGAUUCUCAGCCGAAGAGGAACUAGGGAAAGCUGUCGGGACAAUGGAGAGGAUGGAACGCAAGCUUAAUGAGGCAGUAUGUUCUGAUCUCCAGUCGCUUCCAUGGGAUCAAGCUAUGGAACUCUUGGCCGCGAAACGGGAUUUCAAGUCGAGCUUGACAAAGCACAUAUGCAACACAGAGAGCCGUCGGAUAGCACGACUCAAGGGUGAACCGAUCGAUAAUCUUCCCGUUAUCGACCCAAGUAGCUACCGGAAUAUCAAGGACGUCGUGGAUAGAACCAUAUUCCCCAACUACGAGCACAGUCAGCAUCCUGGACCACUUUCAUACAUCAUGCCCAACGGCCUUCCUGAAGUUCAUUGGCUGGCCAAGAGCCUUGAUAUCUGGGACGCGAGCAGUAGAUUUCUCUAUAGAGAGACACAGGUGUUGGAGUUCCAGGGCAAAUGGAUACACCAAGUUGCCAUGCCUCCGGGUCAUGCCUGGGAAACUCAGCCUGACAUGACGCUUGCGGAAUACCAAGUUGAGGACACAUGGGAUGCAAUCAACCUCAUCGUUAAGGCGAUGAUCUUGCCAGGACUUCCCUUGGAAACGCUUCCUGGGGUGCUGGAAGCACUUCUGGACCAGGUUUCCGAAAUGCGACUUGCAAUGGAGAACCUGCGUAUGCCUGGCGCCACGCACCAAAACCCCGAAGACGAACCCACCAUGUUCCACGAGAAUAUGCUAAUGUCCUGUUAUACCAAGUUCGAGGUACUGCGCGCACUCAUCAAGUUGAUCGAACACCUACGCGAGAAGGUCAUCAAUGCGAAGACCCACCGCAUGAAGGCCAAGUUGUCAAAAAACUGGGUCAAUGAUAUGGAAACUGAGACGAAGAAUUUCUUCGAGGCGGUACGGGAUGUGGCGCAUAGCUACAUCAAUCUCAUCGAACAGAGAGGUCGUGCUGCGAUUAAGGCGCAGGUACGGUGGGGCAAGACGGGCGAGGCACUGAAGCAUGUGCUGAGUGACGACGAUGUCGACUUCUACGCAACUGAAUAUGUUGAUAGCGCACUACAGGCAUGGAGGGGUGUGCUACAAGUUAAAUUGAAGUAG